AUGCGGAAAAGAAACGUUAAAAGAAAGAAGGAAGAAAUCGCUGAGGAUUGUUGUUUCGUUUGCAAGGAUGGUGGUAACAUGAGAGUCUGUGAUUUUAAGGAUUGCCUUAAAACUUAUCAUGGUGAAUGCGUGGGUGAAGACGCUUCCUUUUUGACAAGUAACAAGACUUGGUGUUGUUGGUCACAUUAUUGCUGCCUAUGCGGUAAACCAUCAAAGUUUGUGUGCUUCUUCUGCCCAACAGCUGUUUGCGGAAAAUGUUACUGUGAUUUUGAUUUUGCUCCUGUCAAAAGAAACAAAGGAUUUUGUAGGCACUGCUCAAAACUUGCAUUUCUAAUUGAGAAAAAUGCCGACGUUGAUUCUGAUGGUGAAAAAGUAAAUAUGAAAGAUCCAGCUACAUUUGAAAGUUACUUUGUAGAAUAUUAUGAAGUCAUUAAAAGAAAGGAAGGGCUGAAUCCUCAGCAUGCUCUUAUGGCCCGUGACAUCAUUAAAAAUAGAAAAAAGAAGUGUGACAUGGAUUCAAAUGAAAUAGACGAUGGGGAAGAUGAUAGUGGUGAAUCUGAUGUGAGUAAUUUUAUGGGUUCGGAUAGUGACGACCUAGAUGUCACAACAGGAGUUAAGUCUUCGGGGAGAAAGAAGAAGUGCAUGAAAAAGCUAGAAUCAAUAAAAGGAAAAGUAGGGAAAGAUAAGAAAAAAGAUUUUGAUGGAUGGGGUUCAAGAAGUCUAGUAGAUUUUCUUAAAAAUAUUGGUAAAGACACUACCCAAGCGUUUUCAGAACUUGAUGUUAAAUCGAUCAUCAUUGACUACUGCCAGAAAAACCAGCUUUUUGACCCCAUGAAAAAGAAAAGGGUAUUAUGUGAUGCAAAGUUAUAUAAUUUACUAAGGCGUAAAUCAGUGAAUAAAAAUAAUAUACAAAACCUUCUUGCGUCACAUUUUGUUGAGAAUUUUGAGGAAACAGAUGAUAUGGUCAGUAGUUCAGAAGAAAUGGGUGACAAAGAAGCAUUCAAGUUUUCUGAGCAGAGACAUUUGAAUUCAACUACAAAAUCUUGUCUCGUAGUUUCUCAAGAGGUUCCAAGUGGAUUUGCAGCUAUAAAUACUUCAAACCUAAAACUUGUCUACUUGAAGAGGACCUUAAUUGAGGAGCUUUUGAAGCAACCAGAAAGCUUUGAUGACAAAGUAUUGGGAAGUUUUGUUAGAACCAAGUCCGACCCAAAUGACUAUUUACAGAAUAAUUCCCAUCUGCUCUUGCAAGUAAUAGGAAUUAAUAAAUCAUCUAAAAAAGGCGAAAUCAACCAAGAAAUUCUACUCAGGCUUACUAACGUGCCAAAAGCUGUACCUAUCAACAAAAUUUCUGAUGAUGACUUUUCUGAGGAAGAAUGUCAAGAUCUGUAUCAGAGAAUGAGUAACGGUGUGCUCAAAAAGCCAACUACACUGGAGCUUGAGCAGAAAGCUAGAACUCUGCACGAAGAUAUCAUGAAGCAUUGGAUCUCAAGAGAGAUAGCUGUGUUGCGAAAUCGUAUUGAUCUGGCCAAUGAAAAGGGGUGGAGGAGAGAAUAUCCUUUCAUGACAUUUUUGUUAAUGUUACACCGAAAAAUAAAGCUGGAAUCUCCAUCAGAACAAUCACGUUUAUUAAGUGAAAUUCCAAAUGUAAUUCCUGAAAUGGUUUAUACCAAUCUGUCACCAGAAGACUCCUCCAGAGAAGAUAAGCUGGAAUUUUCAUCAGAACAAUCACGUUUAUUAAGUGAAAUUCCAAAUGUAAUUCCUGAAAUGGUUUAUACCAAUCUGUCACCAGAAGACUCCUCCAGAAAAGAUAAUCUUGAAUUUCCAUCAGAACAAUCAUGUUUAUUAAGUGAAAUUCCAAAAGUAAUUCCUGAAAUGGUAGAUACCAAUCUGUCACCAGAAGACUCCUCCAGACUAGAUAAGCUUGAGCAAAAUGAUUUGUCUGAAAUAGCCAUUGGCGAGAAUUGUAGCUCUGUUGAACAAUACUCCACACAUGAUGAUUUUGCUCAGUGUCUGGAUAAGAGAACAGAUGAUGCAGAUGACAGAAAUCUGAGUGUUAACAUGGAUGUCAAUCAGACAAUACAAGAAAGACAAAGUGUUACCCUUGCUGAUUCUGUUAAGGCCACUGCCAUAGAUGUUAUUAUGUUAAGUGACAGCGAUGAAGAUGAUUCAAAAAUUAAAGUCACUUCAUCUGAAAGAAAAGAAGUUGAGACUCCUAAAGCCACUACUGCAGGAAGAAAAGGAGUAGAAAGUCCAGAAAUCACUUCAGCUGGAAGAAAGAGAUCGGAGACUCCUGAAAUUCCUAGCUGCAGAAGAAAAGGAGUAGAAAGUUCGGAAGUCAUUUCAGCCGGAAGAAAGAGAUUGGAGACUCCUGAAAUUCCCAACUUUCAUUGUUCGGGUGUUUACAGUGGAAAAAGAGGACCGUUUUCAUUGUCCGUACUCAAAAUCUAUUCUGAAUCUCUUUCUGGUUUAACUUCUCCCUUAGAUUUCAAGGUAUGGAAGGAAGGUGAGAGUGAAAGAGAGGCAAUUCCUCUGAGGGAUGCACUUAUGCUCUUUUCUCCCAAACGAGAGGAGUAA
Vicia faba (fava bean) is the source of this 2574-nucleotide messenger RNA. NCBI's taxonomy places the organism in Eukaryota, Viridiplantae, Streptophyta, Magnoliopsida, Fabales, Fabaceae. The record is from the annotation of a GenBank genome assembly.